AUGGACCUCGACGGUCCCAACACGACAUCCAACACGACUCUCGGCGCCCUGCCAUCACUCCUGUUGAACCAGUCUUUCCCCGGUUACAGCCUCCUCUCACAGCUACUCCAGCGCCACCUCGGCGUCGACGUGAGUGUGAUACUCCCCACCCUCUUCGGCUUCUGGGCCCUAUUCUACAGCGGUCGUGCAGUUUACAUGUAUCUGUACGACUACGUUCUAGUCUACUUUGUCUCGACUCUGCAUAUUGAAAGGGCCGACAAUCUCUACGAUAGCACCAUGGAUUGGGUUUCAGCACACAACAUGACUGCGACGUCUCGCGACAUCAUCGCGGGUACCGACGCGCGUGGCUACGACUCAGACAACGACGACGACGAAGACAUCAUCGACAAUGGCACUGGCAUCUUCAACUACUCCAAAUGGUCCCGCACUGUGCCGCCGCAUUACGUGCCUUACUACGGUAACUUGACUUUCCGACACAACGGCCGCUGGUUCAUGUUGACGCACACGCGUGGCGACGCCAUCCCCACCCGUUACGGUGGUGCCAUGCGCGAGGAGAACCUGACGAUUCGUUGUCUGGGGCGGAGCAUGCAGCCGCUCAAGGACCUCUUGUGCAACAUCAAGGUCUGGGAUUCUGAGAAGGAGGUUUGUGUUACGGCUGUUUGGCGGCCGGCGCCUAGGGAUACCCAGGAGCGUCGCUGGGAGCGCUCUGUUUCUCGCAUGGCCCGCCCGAUUAGCACUGUGUCGCUUGAUUUGGAGCAGAAGGUUAAUCUUGUUCGCGAUAUCAAUGAGUAUCUGCAGCCGGUUACGGCGCGUGGUAUUCCUCAUCGUCGCGGUUACCUCUUCCAUGGCCCUCCUGGUACGGGUAAGACUUCGCUCUCGUUUGCCCUGGCUGGCAUCUUAGGGCUGAAUGUGCAUUGCAUCUCGCUCAAUGAACGUGGUCUUACUGAGUUGUGUCUCAAUCAGCUGUUCAAGGACCUGCCUCGUCGCUGCAUUGUGCUGCUGGAGGACAUCGAUCCCGCUGGAUUGCGCCGCGAGGAGCUCGACUCCAACUCAGACCCUAGUCCCGCUGGCCCUGAUGAUGCUGAGGAUUCUGUUGACUCUGGUCCUGAUGGUCCUUACGGUCCUGCCGCCACUGAGGUCAAGGAUAGCAGCAAGAAGAAGAAUCCGGACGAAGACUUUCUCAAGCUCGUCACUGCUGUCCUUCCCAAGGUCGAUACUUUCUCACCUGAGCGCAUCGCGGACAUGGCUGAGCGUUUUGCGGAACAGCUGCCCGAGGACACGUUCUCACCGGCAGAGGUCCAGGGCUACUUGCUCAAGAAGAAGCGCGAUCCCGUGCAGGCGCUUGAGGAGGUGUGCAAGUGGCGCGACAGCGUUCUGGAGGCAAAGAAGAAGGGGACGAAGGUUGUUUCUGAGAAGUAA
Pyrenophora tritici-repentis Pt-1C-BFP is the source of this 1419-nucleotide messenger RNA. The record is from RefSeq and is a predicted model, not a curated record. Lineage: Eukaryota; Fungi; Ascomycota; Dothideomycetes; Pleosporales; Pleosporaceae.